AUGCAAGAAAUUUUACCAUCAAACGGUGAAACUGAACGCGGACGCGAACGUGGAUCUUCUCGUUCGCGAGCCCAACAUUCACGUUCACCACGCGUCGUUCAUACUCCAAAACUUCUUCAAGUAGGAGUCGUUCAAGAAGUAAAGACAGAAGGAGAAGAAGCCCUAUUAGAAGCCAUGGGAGUCGCGAUAGAAGGAGGGCGAGCAGAAGAGAUUCAUGUUUUGGGAGUUUUUAACCUGAGUCUUAGGACCACUGAAAAAGAUUUACAAAAUAUAUUUGAACGUUAUGGAAGAGUCAAUAAUGUUACUAUUGUAUACGAUCAUCGGAGCGAUCGUUCUCGUGGAUUUGGAUUCGUUUACAUGAAUUCAAUUGAUGAAUCAACUAUUGCCAAGGAAAAAACAAACGGCAUGGAAGUCAAUGGUAGAAAUAUGCGUGUGGAUUAUUCAUUGACUCAAAGACCGCAUACCCCCACUCCUGGAGAAUAUAUGGGCGAUAGACCAAGAUAUCGUACUUCUUAUUCUUAUCGUCGUACACCUUCGGCAUCACCUACUCGUUUUAGAAGAAAAAGUCCUACACGUUCUAAAAGUCGUAGUUGGUCAAGGGAUAGAAGAAAAUCUCGUAGUCGUAGUUAUUCAAAGAAGAGAAAUUCAUAUAGUCGUGCCAGAAGAUCUCGAAGCUAUUCUCAUUGA
This is a messenger RNA of Funneliformis geosporum, 687 nucleotides long. Lineage: Eukaryota; Fungi; Glomeromycota; Glomeromycetes; Glomerales; Glomeraceae. The record is from the annotation of a GenBank genome assembly.